Messenger RNA from Dioscorea cayenensis subsp. rotundata (Guinea yam), 1119 nucleotides. Its product is annotated as probable protein phosphatase 2C 74. The record is from RefSeq and is a predicted model, not a curated record. NCBI's taxonomy places the organism in Eukaryota, Viridiplantae, Streptophyta, Magnoliopsida, Dioscoreales, Dioscoreaceae. Gene Ontology annotation, molecular function: protein serine/threonine phosphatase activity; cation binding. Gene Ontology annotation, biological process: protein dephosphorylation.
AUGAUUGAUGCACUUGUGUUCAUAUGGUCUAUAAUCUUCAUUAUCUUCAACUUGUUCCAAGUAUUUAAGAAGGAGUACUUUUGCAUGGCUUUAGAGUCUUCACCUCCUCCUUUGUCAUGGGCAAGCCUAACCGACAAUGCCGGAGCGACAAAGAAGAGGCCGAGAGAAGCAAAGAUCAGCCUCGAAGCAGUGUCGGUGACCGGAAAUGUUAAAGAAGAUGAAGUUAAGGUGUCUUCAAUGGAGAGGAAGAAGAGGCCUUCAAGUAUUAUCAUUCCUAAAACUACUUAUAUAAAUUUAAGGUGCAUUGAGGAAGUUAAGGAUCAUCGUGAUGAUCAUGUGUUUGAAGAUCAAGGAAGUGAGUAUUGUUUGGCAAGUAAGCAAGGAACUAGACAUGCAAUGGAGGAUGGUUAUAGUGUUAUAACUAAUAGUCAUGGAGAUCAAAAACAGGUGUUCUUCGGCGUGUUUGAUGGCCAUGGAGGCCGAGCCGCGGUUGAUUUCGUGAAGGAGAAAUUAGGGAAGAACAUACUUGCAUCAAUUGAAGAUUCAGAGAAGAAUGAAAAUCAAUUGGAAAUAGCUGUUCGGAAAGGUUAUAUGAUCACCGAUGAAGAGUUUCUUAGUCAGGGAGUGAGUAGUGGAACUUGCAUAGCUACUGUUCUAUUGAAAGAUGGAGACAUGGUUGUAAGCAAUGUAGGUGAUUGUAGGGUAGUAAUGAGCCAAAAUGGCAUAGCUAAUGCCUUAACAACCGAUCACCUUGCCAGUCGAGAUGAUGAACGGGAGAGGAUCGAAAAUACAGGUGGAUAUGUUAGUUGUCACAAUGGCAAAUGGAGAGUACAUGACUCUUUAGCGGUAUCGAGAGCUAUCGGAGAUGGGAACAUGAAGAAAUGGAUCAUCUCCGAGCCGGAGACGAAAAAACUCCAUCUCACACUGGAUUGUGAGUUUUUGAUUAUGGCCUCUGAUGGUCUGUGGGAUAAGGUAUCAAAUCAAGAGGCAAUUGAUGUUGUUUUCAAGAGCAAGGACAUGAAGAAGUCAUGCAAAGAGCUUGUGGAGAUGUCUUGGAGUAGGGGGAGUAGGGAUGAUAUUACUGUUAUGGUGGUAGACCUUCAAAAGUUUGUAUUAUAA